Messenger RNA from Macroventuria anomochaeta, 719 nucleotides. RefSeq lists its product as uncharacterized. The record is from RefSeq and is a predicted model, not a curated record. Bases 37 to 411 code for a protein of 124 amino acids. Lineage: Eukaryota; Fungi; Ascomycota; Dothideomycetes; Pleosporales; Didymellaceae. The transcript has 2 exons.
AGCUCUCAGGGGUACGUGUUCAAAUUUGGUGGACUUAUGAUCAACUGGAAGUCAACAGUCCAACGCACAGUCACAAAAUCUACUACAGAAUCAGAACUACUCUCACUGUUGCUCACUGCCUCACAGAUGGAGGAGUGGAUGCAAUUCUUUGCUGGCAUCAAUCUCACGCUUGACUGUACACCUACAAUCUGGUGUGACAAUCAACAGACUGUUGGUAUUGUCACAAAGCAGCACAACAAGCUUCACACAAAAGUCAAACAUAUAUCCACCAGCUCUGGAUUUGACAGGAGGUCACUGCCUCACAAAUCAAUGUUCAAUGGGUUCCUACUGCUCAUAUGCCUGCUGACGGACUCACAAAGAUACUACCAAAGCAAAAGUUUGCAGAGUUUAUCCGCCAGCUUGGCCUGGUAGACAUUACAGAGCGUCUCAAGGGUCUACAUCAGGUCAACAUGGACAACCUUGACAGUGUUAUCCAAUACUGAUCAGCUGUUGUUGACUCUCCGCCUUUGAGUCUACACCAGCUGGGGGGUGUGUCACGGUUCAGGGUGCUCCUGCCUGUCGAGCCUCACCUGCCAUGAGAGUGACUGCCACAUCACACUAGCGUUGUUUACCGCUACUCACCUAUACAUACUGUCCGUAGCUUCACACAAUACAACCUCAGUUCAAUCCUUCAAAUCUUCCCACAGCGUACUGAUCACUCACGAUCCACGCCCCAACAG